This is a messenger RNA of Guillardia theta CCMP2712, 3765 nucleotides long. RefSeq lists its product as hypothetical. The transcript has 26 exons. Bases 1 to 3765 code for a protein of 1254 amino acids. NCBI's taxonomy places the organism in Eukaryota, Cryptophyceae, Pyrenomonadales, Geminigeraceae. The record is from RefSeq and is a predicted model, not a curated record. Gene Ontology annotation, molecular function: protein binding. Gene Ontology annotation, biological process: RNA processing.
AUGACCUCCAUGCUUCAAACGCUUCUGAAGCCUCGUAAGAUCAGCAUGGGGUCAAGUGAGCUGUCGGAAUCCAGUGACGAGGAAGAUUACAUUGACAAAGACUUCCUCAAAGAGAUCGAUGCUAAGGUAAUCGCACUACAUGACUAUGCUUCUCUCCAUGAUCGCGAUGUUUUAGGGGCACGGCCGAAGAAACCAGUCAAGGACCCGCAGAGACAGAGCAAAAAGGCUGGAUCUUUGGCGUUCAGUCAAGAUGCGGCACCGAAGUUUGUCGUCGAUGCAAGAGAUCCCACGGUCAUGGGUGCUCGACGAGCGAAGCCUCAGAAUGUUUCGUCGGACACAGAAAGCUCCCACAGCUCGUCAGAAGACGAGAGGAAGCGGCGGGUCAAGAAGCCACUCUCCAGCACUCAGCCGCCUCCUCCUUCCAGAAAGAAAGAACCCAUUGUUCCUCACUGGGAGAAAUCAAAAUCAUCCUCAGCCCUGUCAAGGAUGGAUGACAGGAUACAGCGGGCUCGUCAGGAGCUUGAAGAUGGAGGCGAAGACACAAAGCCAAAAGGCAGAAAGGGAGGCUGGAUCGAUAGCGAAGAUGACAUUCAACCAGAAGGAGCAUCAGGAGGAGGAAGAGGAGGGGGAGGGGGAGGAGGAAAAGGAAAAGGAGGAGGAGGAGGAGGAGGAGGAGGAGGAGGAGGAGGUGGUGGUGGUGGUGGUGGGGCGGGGGCAGGGAGUGGAGGAGCUGCAGGAGGAGAAACGUUAUCAGGGAAUCAGAAGGAGCAUGCCAAUGUACCUCCCCAAGUGAAGCCCAAGGGAGAUGAGGCGACAUUGCCAUUGUUCAAGAAACUAGAUCUCCCGCAACAAGCAGCCGCUCGUCCAGGAACAGCUGUAAAGGCAACAGAUAUCUCGGACUCCUCGUCUUCAAAGAGCCUAACUGAGUCCGAUGCCUCGGAGCACUGCUUUUUUCUGUUUUCGAUCUCGCAGGAUGAACAUGCUCUGCCUCCUCGCCCCGGCACUUCUCUCGCGGCCAAGAACUCGGCGAUGGGCAGAGUCAGAGAGAAUCUGCACUUGAAGACUGAAGACUACCCGGAGAGGCCGGAGAGCCCUGGCACGCUGGCUCCGAUGCCGCAAAAAAAUGACAAAUUGGAGGAGGAGGAGGAGGAGGAGGAGGAGGAGGAGGAGGAGGAGGAGGAGGAGGAGGAGGAGGAGGAGGUGGUGGUGGUGGUGGUGGUGGUGGUGGUGGCCGAGAGAGGGAAUGGAGGGAAGAUGGAGCAUGGGAAAAGGAGGAGGAAAACUUCUCCGCAGGCGUCUGUACCUUAUGCUCGAGACGACAUCACACCUGACAGUACUGAAGUGGAGGAGUCUGAAGACGAGAGUGUGAGAGACUCGCUAUCAUCCCACAGCCUCGUGCGAAGACCUCAAGAUCAAGCUGUCAAACCUUCCGGCAAGAUCUCCUCCUCCUCCUCCUCGUCGUCUCGGUCGAGCAUCUCCGACAAGCUGUCUGUCUCUCAAUCUUCCAUCUCUUCAAUGUCGAGGAGGUCGGAGGGAAACAACGACAAGAACAAGAGCCUUGAUGAGCAGCCACAAGCGCAAGACAAACCACACGUCCCCCCGCCAGAGGAGGAGGAGGAGGAGGAGGAGGGGAAAGGAGGAGACACUGAAAGAUCAGGCAAAGAAGAGACUGAGGAGGGAAAGAAAUUGUUUGCUGGAGAUGGAACCCCAGCUCGGAAAGUAUCACAAGAAGAGGAGGAGAAAUGGAUUCCUCUCUCCUCUCGCCUCGAUGCUCCUGAUGGUGACCGAUGGGUCUGGGAAAACUUCUCGCUCGCGGGGCUGCCUGACGAGGUCAAGAACAUGGGAAGCAUCAAGAAAUGGCUCAAGUACAAGACAGAAGAAGAAUUCCGAAGAGCUUUGAGAAAAAAUCCUAACAACCUUCCUGUUCUUCAUCGAUACGCUUUAUUCAUGUACAGCAAAAAGAAAGACGUCGCACAGGCAGAGAUGCUGUUUCAGCGAUGUCUCAGCAUCAACGACGAGUACGUAGAGGCGCUGGUUGACUUCGCCGUUAUGUGCUGGGCGAGAUACCGGAUGGCAGACGCAGACCGAAGGUGGUGCAUAAAGAAGCGGAGGAGGAGAAGGCGGAGGAGGAGAAGGAAGAGGAGGAGGACGAGCGAGUUUCAGGAGGAGGAAGGGAAGAUACCAGAAGCUUGUCGGAGUUACCUGCGAGCGAUUCAUCUUAACCCUCGUCACGCGGCAUCGCUCAGCAACUACGCGCAGCUGCAGGAGAAACAUUUCAAAGACAACAAGACAGCGAUGAAGUACUAUCAGGACGCUGUCUCUGCUGCUCCCUCCGACCCCGAGAUCUGCUUCAAUUUCGCAGUUUUCCUGGAGGAAACGCAGAGGCAAUACGUGGGAGCAAGAGAGAUGUACGAGCGGGUGAUCAGCUUGAGGCCCAAGGACCCGAGCUAUUACCUCGCUGCUGCUCAGUUUCACCUCCGUCGUCGUCGAGACCUCCUCCGCUGCAUGCAGCUGCACAAGAUGGCGUUGCGAAUGAACCCUGAGCAUAUCCCGACCUUGCUGUCUUACGCCAGGUUCCUUGAGUUUGAGAGGAGCGACAAGAAGAAUGCAGCCUCAUUCUAUCAGCGUGCGAUUCAAGUCAAAGGGGCUCCGCCAGAGGAGGAGGCUGAAGCCCUUGGGGAGGCCGCGAGUGACACAUACGACAUCCUUCUAGAAGAAGCGAGGUUUCUUGUCGACGAGCUCGAAGAUCUUGAAAAAGCCUCCGAAAAAUGCAGGGAAGCGAUUAAGCUCAACACCAAGGACUCUAGGGCCAUCUUGACCUACGCGGAGCUGCUGUGGAAGCAUCACAAGGACGAGAAGCUGGCGGACAGAUACUUCAGAGAAGCCAUCAAGCUUGAGCCCAACAGCUACGAACCUUUCCUUGCAUACGCUCGCUUCCUUCAGGAGAAGCCAGACAAGCUCGCAAUAGCCGAGCACUACCUUCGCCGUGCCGUGCAGCUUGAGGACUCGGCAGGAGACGCGCAGCUGGAGCUGGCGAGGUUUGUGAGGAAGCACCACAAAGACGUCAAGAAGGCGAUCGAGCUGUACAAGAAGGCGGCAGACCGGCUAGGGGACGACACCAACUUGUUCCACGAGUUUGCUGAGUUCCUGGUGGAGGACUGCCAGGGCUUCAGAGAGCUCGACAAGGACGGUUACAACACCAACCUAAGUUUAGCUGAGGAGCAGCUGACCAAGGCAGUACAGGCUGAGCCCAACGACCCUUCUCACCUCGUCACCCUCGCUCAGUUCCUGGCACAGGAGAAGAACCGAGUGGAGGAUGCCAGGAAGGUGUUCCAGCAGGCCCUGACGAUGAAGCAAGACGACAGUGAUACGCUCAUGGCAUUCGCCAUGUUCCUCGAGGAGUACGUGAGCGACUAUGACGGUGCUGAGCAGCUCUACCUCCGAGCCGUCCGAGCAGCCCCGAAGCAGGCAGACGUGCUCUAUAACUUCGCUGUUUUCCUAGAAGAGAAGAAGAAGGAUAAGCCGCAGGCGGACGACUACUACCAGCGCGCGCUUGAAGCCUCGCCGGACGACGAGGAGAUGAACAGGCGAUACGCGAGCUUUCUAGAGAAGAAGAUGAAAAACAAGCGACUGGCGGAGAAGUACAGGCUCGCUGCUCGAGGCGUCAGAGCGGCAAAGCCACAGGAGAACGAGAGGCGAGUCAACAAGAAGGAAAGAUUGUCCAUGCCUGAUGGCCGAUCCCCUCAGAGUUGUGUUUGUAGUUAA